Molecule: messenger RNA, 1380 nt
Organism: Metarhizium brunneum ARSEF 3297
Lineage: Eukaryota; Fungi; Ascomycota; Sordariomycetes; Hypocreales; Clavicipitaceae
Source: RefSeq, a predicted model, not a curated record
AUGUCUUUCGCAGAAAAAUCUACAGCCCUUCAAAACGUCAUGAAAAAUCUCGAUAUAGGAGAUGCCUGUGUCUUGAGAAAAGCCUUUACCUACAGCUCGAUACUCAAACAGUGCUACGAGUCGCGAGCUGAUCCCGUUGGGUAUUUGUCGCGAACGUUCCGGUACCCAUUGACAUUAUUGUCCGCCAUGUUUGAUUCGGGCUGUGUUAUCACCGGUCCGCGCGCUUUGGGGUUCUUUCUCCCGUCGUCAACAAGUGAAGACUCCGUAUGGACUUUCUUCGUUCCCGGAUACAAGGAAUCAGUUUUAGACAUGGUCAAUGUGUUGGAAAUUUGCGGGGUCUCGUGGCAGCUUGAUGCAGCUGAAGUGGCAAGAUCGCUUCGCCCACUUGGAACGGCCUCCAUCUCAAGUGCGGAUCUCGAGUGUCUCAACUCAAGGGCAGAAUCCCUUGAACCAGCUGCAGCGGAAAAUUUGCUCGGAACAGCGCUCUACGGCAGAUUCAAGGCAUACAAGGAGAUGAACUGCGGCAACAGGCUCAAUUCGGACGCCUGCCAGUUAUCUGAUCUGGAAAAGCCGACCUUGGGCGUUGCUUCAGAAGAGUCAGCUUUUCCGCCUAGUCAGGACACAAGCAGCGCGAGAGAAGCACUCAAUGUUCUUCAAGGAUACAUACAAACCAGCUCAGGGUCUCAGGGCGUCGAACUAAUUAUCGGAUGUUCUUAUUCAGGCAUCAACAGCUGCAUGAGCUUUAUCAAAGGCUUUUACGCCAGCCAUGUCCAGUGCUUCAUCAGUGGAUGGUGCGCGGGCCACAUGUACUACACCCAGUGUAAGGACAAACACUCAUCUAUGUGGAGACCAUGGCCGGGCCAGAAAUACAGGAACGCCCACCUUGAUGUGAAGAAAUACAGACAUCGAGGGUUUACUUUCCAUCGGGCCAAACGCGGAGGGCCGGUUACGCGAUCACUCAGAGACUCCCAGUCCUUCCUGCUUGAUUAUGGGGCCCUGUAUCGGUCCUUCAUUCGGCCAUCGCACCACGCACUGCUUGACGCCUGGCUGGCAGAAAGACGAGAUAAUAUGGAUGGAAUAACCUGGACAGAAUUUGACGGUCGCAUUUUCUCAGUACAUGAUACAUUCGAGUCUUGUUAUCGACAGUCCAGAAUGACAUUCGCCUCUCAUAGCGUAGAUCUUCCGCUAAACAGGCUCCGGCGCCUUAGCAACCUCGUUGCGUUGAACUUGACGGAGCCGGAUGCGCUGAGAGCCGAGUCGUUCCGGAGCUCGAUUGGUCCGCCUGCAGUUGGUCAGAAAUGGCAACUUGGCGCUCUGGCUCGAACUGGAAAGGUGUUUAACAACCUUCGCGACGCCACACCCUGGUCCUGGGCCUUGUAA